GUUUGAGAUGCUACCAAUGGAUAACCGCCGCUCUAAGGGCAAGACCAUUUAUCUUGCAUCGAGUCAGGACCCUUCCCCUAAUGCUUUUUCGAGGCUGCUAUCCCCUAAUCGACCCGGAUGGUCAUGGGGUGCUAGGUCAAACUCUGGACAUACACAAGACAGACUUCGGCAGGACCAAACUGCAAACACUAACCAUGCUACUUAUAAUAGCUGCCACUCUAGCCUUGAUAUCGAACAAGAAGUAGCUGAAGCGGAUCCUUCUUUCAUAUCAGAUCUGUGGCACACCGUGCUCCAGAGUACCCGCUCCUCCAUGGAUACUUCACGUGGUGAUCGCCCCAUUCCUCAACUGGAUAUUGUGGCUGAAGCCUUACGUUGCAAUGGCUUCCCUCAAACCGCUGGCACCGCUUCGACAAGCCUUCUGGACAGGCUCAUUCCAUUCCGCACGAUUCUCGCAUCCGCUACAGACCGCUUUCAACAUUACAAGGAAGACUAUGCUCACCUGGAUCUCUGGACUGACCCCGGCAGGGCCACUGAACUGGAAUCCGCACUUGGGGCCAUGCUCACGAGCGCAGCUACAGACGCUGAGCGUUACGCUUACUUCAUGGAAGCCCUUGUUCGUGCCGGCUUCGCCCGCAAGCCUUGCUCUCACGAAAAGCGUGGACCUAUUCGCGCCGUCUCCCAGAAACUGAAUGCUGCUCGUCCCCACAAUCCGAAUCUGGCUAUCCCGAAAAUCCCGAAUGCGCCCCAUAUCUUCCUCUUCCCGCCUACCAGCCUCUGGGGAACGUCAACUCUGAAGAAAUUUCAGUCCGUGCCGCCGGCUCUACAAACUGCGAACGUUGCCCGCGUGCAGAACGACUCCUCUUCUCUCAACGAGGCACCACCUGCGGUCGAUGCCAUGGCUACGCCGAACAACACCCACGAGAUCAAGCUAUCAUGUGUCUACUACCUCGACACUAAUAUCUUCACGGACGGGCUCCCCGUCCACAGCUACGUCCCCGUAUUCUCCUCCAGCCGCUUCUGCCCAUAUCUCAGCGUUGAAUUCGAGCACGCCCACGAAGGCGUUUCGGAUGCGCCUGCGGCGGCAGCCCUCCAAAAACUCGCCAUUUCAUCAACAAUCAUGGUAUACAACCGUUGGGCUUUGCGAAGCUGCGCCGCACGCGUUACGGUGUCCGCCUCAUCGAAGAAAUCCUCUUGGCUGGACAACAUUGCCCUCACUCCUAAGAAGAGUAGCAGAAAUGCCAAGGAGAAGAAGACGGAAGAGAGAGAGGUCGCACUCUGUCAUUGGAGCGUGCUAAUUUCACACGACGGCUGGGGACUGUACGUAACGACGCCCAAGGAGGAAACAGGCUUAUCAACGACAUCAGCAUUGACGACCAAUGUGUGGAAGGGCUGUGUCAUGGAUAAGGUUGCCUGUGGCAGCUUUGCGAACAUGCAAGCGCUAAUUACUUCAAUCAACGACAUCCAUUAUUGGGCGCUGACGGACUGGGCUGCAGCCUGCAUCAAGGAUAUCCGGAGCCUAGGUUAUAGGCAUUCUUCUUCUUCUAGGUAA
This is a messenger RNA of Trematosphaeria pertusa, 1549 nucleotides long. RefSeq lists its product as uncharacterized. NCBI's taxonomy places the organism in Eukaryota, Fungi, Ascomycota, Dothideomycetes, Pleosporales, Trematosphaeriaceae. The transcript has 2 exons. The record is from RefSeq and is a predicted model, not a curated record. Bases 8 to 1549 code for a protein of 513 amino acids.